Candoia aspera is the source of this 633-nucleotide messenger RNA. Its product is annotated as olfactory receptor 1J4-like. The transcript is spliced from 2 exons. Gene Ontology annotation, molecular function: olfactory receptor activity; G protein-coupled receptor activity. Gene Ontology annotation, cellular component: plasma membrane. The record is from RefSeq and is a predicted model, not a curated record. NCBI's taxonomy places the organism in Eukaryota, Metazoa, Chordata, Lepidosauria, Squamata, Candoiidae. Gene Ontology annotation, biological process: G protein-coupled receptor signaling pathway. The coding region runs from base 1 to 633 and encodes 210 amino acids.
AUGUACCUGCUUAGCUUACUGGGAAACCUCUUGAUCAUGUUGUUGAUCUUCUUCAACAGCAACCUUUUCCACAUCCCCAUGUAUUUCUUCCUCAGUCAUUUAUCAUUGGCUGACCUGGGAUUCAGUUCCAAUGCUGUACCCAAGAUGUUACAAAUCUUGGUAUCCCAGAAAAACACCAUAUCCUACAGUGGAUGCCUCAGUCAAAUGUAUUUCUUUGUGGUCUUUUGUACCACUGAUAACUUUCUCCUUGCCUCCAUGGCAUAUGACCGCUAUGUGGCUAUUUGCCGUCCACUUCAUUAUACUACAAUCAUGAGCUACAAGCAUUGCCUGGUUUUGGCUGCUGGUGCACACAUCACUACUGUGGCCUUGUUCUAUGGGACUCUGAUUGGCACCUACAUCCGUCCAUCCUCCACCUAUUCUGGUUCCAGAUUGAGAGUGGCUUCAAUAUUCUACACAGUGGUGACCCCCAUGCUCAAUCCUUUCAUAUACAGCCUGAGGAACAGUGAGAUUCAUGUGGCCAUGAGGAAAUUACUAAGGGUUUGGAUGCAGAAGAGGGAAAUCAAAGCAGAACUGAGAUUACCACAUAAUAAGUCUGGAGCCAGUUUGGAAAACAAUAAGCAUGGCUGCCAGUAG